Messenger RNA from Neodiprion fabricii, 2185 nucleotides. Its product is annotated as protein ABHD11-like. Gene Ontology annotation, molecular function: catalytic activity. Lineage: Eukaryota; Metazoa; Arthropoda; Insecta; Hymenoptera; Diprionidae. The transcript is spliced from 5 exons. The record is from RefSeq and is a predicted model, not a curated record. The coding region runs from base 594 to 1562 and encodes 322 amino acids. Gene Ontology annotation, cellular component: mitochondrion.
CGAAACAAUGAAUUCCAACGUUUUCCAACAUUACUCAAAAUUUUAGCAAUUCAUCAAAUUCUCAUUAAUAAUCAAAACGAUAAGCCUACAGGUCUAUGUCCUUGAACUUCUUUCAGAAGCUCAUUAUACAAAAAGCUGUCGAAAGAAAUUAAAUUUUUCUGAUCGACACUGUUUAGGGAAACCGCAUCAAAAUGAUAAUCGUAAAUUUGAAUUUCUGUACAUCUAUUGCAAUACCUAUAUCUAUAAUAAUUCAAACAACACUUUUGAAAAACUGCCUGAUGGUAAGGCCGUAGGUGCACCUGUUUGCCAAAAGUAUACAAGGACUAUAAUUAAAGAAAAAUAUCUGUAUUUAUUCUUUGCCAAAUGUGGGGAUAACCUCUAGUCGACCGCUUUGAGGUCGAGGAGUGCAGCUGUGAAGCUUGCAUGACAAUACUGCAUAUAAGCUAAACGGAUGAUCUGGAUUUCCCGCAGUGUUUUUUUUUUUUUGCUACUGAAAAAAUCGAGCUUCAGACUCUGAAAUCAACAAAAACUUUACAAGACAAGAAGCAGUUGAAGAGAAGGAGGUCUAUUGUAUUCGGGUAAAAACUAUCAAAAUGAUUUUUGUCAGCUGGCGGAAUGCUUGCAUGAAAUGUCCAACAGAAUGUAGGUUAAAGACGCUCGCUCUUCGUCGACGAAGACAACCGUUUCUGAAUCGCCAAUUAUACAACACACCGGCACGCUCUGCUCCCGUAAAGUUGGCCUAUGCGGCCUACGAAUCAACAAGUGGAAACCCUUCGACAAUAACAGAGGCGCCAGCUCCUAUAAUUAUUAUUCAUGGUCUCUUUGGGUCUAAGAAUAAUUGGAACUCAUUGUCAAAAGUAAUACAUCAAAGAACUAGUCGCAAGGUCAUAGCUGUGGAUGCCAGAAAUCAUGGCGAUUCGCCACAUUCUUCGGAUUCUACAUACGCUGCUAUGGUAGACGAUAUAGUUCUUUUGGUAAAAGAUCUUGGAAUCAAAAAAGCAGUAAUGGUUGGCCAUAGCAUGGGUGGUAGAGUUAUGAUGUAUUUGGCUUUAACUCAUCCGGAACUAGUGGAAAAAUUGGUCUCUAUUGAUGUUUCACCUACAAACCAUAGCCCGAGUCUCCUUUCCAUGGUAUCACUUUUUGAUGCUAUGAAAAAUGUGAAACUAGAUGAAAAUGUGUCAUUGUUCAAAGCUCGUAAGAUGACUGAUCAACAGUUAUCUGAUUCCAUUAAUUCUGCAGCAAUUCGUCAGUUUUUACUGACAAAUCUAGUUGAGGCUAAAGAUGGAAAAUAUAAGUGGCGCCUCAAUCUACCGGUACUUGAGAAGCACUUCAACAGUGACAUUAGCAGGUUUCCAGCAACAGACAAAACCUUUAACGGCCCCACUCUCUUCAUAGGAGGCGAUAAGAGUGAUUACAUUACUGUUGAGGACCAUGUGAGAAUCAAAAGAUUGUUUCCGGAAGCAAAAAUUCAAUAUAUACCUGGGGCAGGUCAUUGGGUUCAUUCAGAAAAGCCAAAAGAGUUUCUGGACAUAAUUACUUCGUUUAUCAAUGAAGCACAGUAAUGGUAAUUUUAGAUAGGACGAUGAAUCAUUUCAUACGAAAAGCUGAAGAGUUUGAAAUCACUUUACUCUUUAACAGGAUAUUCGCUGUGAUAAUGUUUAGUGCAAUUCACAUAGUUUUAUAGGAAUUAUCAGAAAAUAAAAAUUGAAUAAGCACGGCACUGAAUUCAGAGUUUAGUCUGACGCAUAGCGUUUUAGUAUCUGCAGUAAGUGACUACACUAGGCUCAGAAAUUCAGUGAUUUAUUUUUCACUGCGACGCAGUGAUAAUUAUUAUGGUACAAUGCUACCUCAAUUCACAAUAAGUGUAUCAUAAACAUAUAUCACAUAAAUAAUUAAUUAAAUUCAACAAAUCAAUAUGCAACAUCUUUUAAGCCUUUGUUGUAGAAUAACAAUAAUUUGGUGCUACUGUGCCAAGUAUACACAUCUUUUUUCACCAAUGUGAUAUUAUACCCGUGCGUAUCAUUUGUGCGAGGGAAAUGUCACGCAUUGAAGAUAUAUGCUUACCAAAAGGAGCAAAAGUUGUCUGAUCACAUAUACUGGGACGUUUAAAAAGGUUCAUUAAGUAGUGUUUUCUUAAACCUUUGAAAGUGUUGAUUGUAACAUAAAAAUGAAUUUCUAUAAAUUU